Molecule: messenger RNA, 2814 nt
Organism: Galleria mellonella (greater wax moth)
Lineage: Eukaryota; Metazoa; Arthropoda; Insecta; Lepidoptera; Pyralidae
Product: mitochondrial cardiolipin hydrolase-like
Exons: 9
Coding region: 450-1253 (267 amino acids)
Biological process (GO): piRNA processing
Cellular component (GO): mitochondrion
Molecular function (GO): RNA endonuclease activity producing 5'-phosphomonoesters, hydrolytic mechanism
Source: RefSeq, a predicted model, not a curated record
UAACCCCAUCUGCGUUAUCAGUAUGUGUUGAAAUUUUUAUAAAAUUAAAAGCAUCAAAUUACAAAAUACAUAGUUAUACUAUGUGUUUUGUAUAAUAUUUAUUUUUUUUGUUUUUUGUCACGAGAGUUUUUUUUUUAUCUAUUUUUUACACAUUAAAUAUAAAAUACGAGUAAAUAGAAAGAAAUAUUCACAAUUUAUAUGUCUGUUCGCAUAAUGUGUCCUAUAAAAAUAAAUUCGUUAGAAUAAUGGUAAAAUAAACAUAAUAUAAUACUCAUUCAUAAGGAAUUAUUUUUAGAGGGUAGAUUUAAAACUUUUGAAAGUAGGUAGAACAAAUGACUUUGAAAGUCUAACUUAAAUGCGUGGACAACAUGGUGGACUAAAGAUAACCGAAGAGUUGUUGAAAUUUUACAUUGAGUGAUUAAAAGUUAUUCAAAGUUCAAUAUUUAAAUAUGCAUUGGAAAAGUACAAAGUUUAUUUUGGCAUCAACAGUUACAGCAGUUAUUGCUUCUCAAGUGGUAAAAAAAGUAUACAAGUAUUUCUUCACAUCGAAACAGAGCCCUCGAUCUGAAGCAAAUAAUGAAGACACAUGCAACGGGAAGCUAAGUAUCAAGAACCGUGAAAUAAAUGACGUGAUAUUAUUCUCAGAUGAUAUUAUUCGACACACAAUUAAAGUCUCGGCAAAUAAAGAUAUAACGUUAUGUAAAAGUAGAGAAUUAAACUGUGUCAAACUAAUCAAAUACAUCAAAUCGGCACGUGAGACAUUGGAUGUCUGCAUGUAUUUGAUUACGAGUACUGAAAUAGUUGAACAAAUUAUAAGGCUUGGAAAAAAACAUAUUUUAGUAAGGAUAAUUGUUGACAGUGAUAUGGCUUAUACACCGCCAUCACAAAUUAAGAGAUUAGAGGAAUAUAGCUUCAUUCAAGUGCAAACUAAUAAAAAAUCAAUACUCAUACACCAUAAGUUCUGCAUUAUUGACGGACCCAAAGCGAUGAAUCGAAAAAAUAUUUUAAAAGCUUAUGCAGAAAAAUUAAAUGUGCACGCGAAAUAUACGAAAACGACUGUGAAACAAUACUUGAACCCUAAACCAGUCAAAAGUUUCGUGAUGUCUGGUUCAUUAAAUUGGUCAACUCAAGCUAUGGUUUCAAAUCAUGAAAGUGUUAUUGUAACAUCUCACCCUAAUAUUGUAGGGAAAUUUGAAAAAGAGUUUGAAAGUUUAUGGGUGGAAAAAGAGCCAGCUUUAAUAACAGUACCCUGACAACUUUCAAAGAUUGGAAUUUUUCAAUUUUAUAAAUACACCGAUGAUGCAAUACCACAUGUGCAAUAGUGUAGUCUGUGAAACAGAUUUUAAUUUAGUGAACCAUCUUAAUAGUAUAAAUUGUGUUAUGAUCGACCAAUAUAAAACGUGAAAAAUAUAGUGAACAUCAUAAAGUCGAUUUUAAGUGUAUUUAAAUGUGCCAUUGGAUGCAGUGCUUCUCGUUAGAUGGCGUUGUUGGAAUCGUUGCUAAGCAAGUGUAUUACUUGUUUAGCUAUUCACCAAUAGGUGGCGUUGAUAAGCAUUGCUUUUGCAGUGCUCUAAUUUUGGAUGGCGUCAGUGACAUCUGACGAUUGAUAACAUAAAACAUCGUUAUCAAACGUAAAUGUCCAUCACAUCAAUCUGGAGCUGUCAACAACCUCGAACCAACUACUACUACACGUGUGAGGAUGUCGUGCUCUUAGGUCUGAGUUCAGUAGCCGAUAACUGUCUAUAUACUAUCUAUAUUAAACAACAAGCAGCGGCAUACUAACAGCGUAUGCAGUAUUAUAAUUCAGAAGCAGCGCCCCAAUACUACCUCUUGUAGCAAUGAUUCCACGUGACACGUCAGAUGCAGUACUUUAUAUCAUCACUGUGUUUCCACCAUGUUAGAUUAGCCUCUGUAUGUUAUAAAUUAUUUAAAGAAUAUAAAACAUCACAACUCCUACCUCCAUCUGGUGCAUUAGUAACUUGCAGUUAUCGAUUAUCAGCGGAACCACUUUCACCUUCCUAAUACCUUACAUUAUUACGUGAUAACGUAGUACUGCAGUUUCUUUUGUAUUUAGGAAUAAUUUAUUUGUAACAUACAGUGCACCAAUAUAACCAUAUGAAUUAUUAUUGUUAUUUAAGUUAUCAUUUACAUUGAUAAGUUCUCGCAGGGAAUCGCAAAAAUGCUUCCUUAGUUUAUAAGUUAUAUGACUUUCUUUAUCGUGAUCCCAAUAACGUUUUUCUGCUUUCCUGCGAGAUCCUGACACGUUCGCGCAUUUCUUUUUUAUUGUAUUGUUUUUGUUUUAUUUAUAUACAUUAUAGAUUUUUUUUAGCUAUUUUGAAUAAUAUUGACUAACAAACACUAAACAUUCUAACGCAUGACUUUUCAUUUUUAGAAUUCAACUCGCGAGUGUGCAUGACGUAAAGUUUAAUAUUUUUAAUUUUAUUUUUCUUUAUAAUUAUUGUUAUAUUUAGACAACUUGUUAUACUGACAUGUUUAUUGUGUAAUAUUUAAUUAUUAUUUUAUUGAUUAUGAAAAUGUUUACUUCAACAAUUCGUCUUAUUAUAAGCAAUGAAAUAUUUAUAUUGAGAUCUAUUGCAAUUGUCGUAGGCCUUGCUCCAUAAAACUUGAUUUUAGGUUAAAUCUGUUGAAAUACUUAAAUUCGAGUUUUAGUCAAUGGCAAUACCCGGAGAUUGCUUUCUUGUUUUUUUAAGAUGAAAAAUUUGAUUAUGCAAUCUGUUAAAUGUGAUAUCAGUGAGAAUUUAAUAUUGUUUUAUUUAAUAUGAUUUGAAAUUUGUAAUAAACGUUUCGGCAUGA